AUGGCGGAGUCGGCUGUUAGCGCUGUGCUGGGGAGCGCGGGUAAUCUUGCAGUCCAGGAGACUAUAUUUUUGUGUGGAGUCACCCUUGAAGUGGGGCUAUUGAAAGAUGAGCUGAUGCGGAUUCAGGCCUACCUCAAAGAUGCUGACAACAAAUGGAGAUUAGGAAAUGCUAGAGUUGCUAUCUUGGUCACCCAGAUCAGGGCUGCGGCAUACGAGGCUCAGAAUGUCAUCGAAGAAGCUGAUUACAUGGAGAAGAGAAACAGGAUCAAAAAGGGGUUCAUAGGUGCCAUUUCAAGGUAUGCUCGCUUACCGACCGACUUGAUUACCCUCCAUAAAAUUGGUGCUGACAUUCAGCGGGUAAGAAGGAAGCUCAGCGAGAUCUUUGCGAGUGCAGAAAAUCUGAAAAUUGAUUUGGAUAAUACUGGUGUGGUUGAUUAUGAGUUUCCACAAGAUAAUGGUCUUAUGAACCAGAACUCUGAAGAUGAUGUUGUCAUGGUUGGUUUUGAGGAUGAGCACAAAGAAAUAGUGGAUAAGUUAGUUAGCGGUGACAACAUGCUUACUGCAGUCUCAAUAGUUGCCAUGGGUGGGGCGGGAAAAACAACACUCGCUAGAAAAGUCUACACUUCAUCCACGGUCAGGAAACACUUUGAGGCAAUUGCUUGGGUGACCUUAUCCCAAAAGUUCAAGGGCAUUGAUUUACUGAAUAAUAUUAUGAAACAAAUAAUAGGAACCACAGAUGAGUCUAGUGACAUCGAUGUAACGCAGGAGUACGAGGUGGGAAAGAAGAUCCAUGAUUUUCUGUUGCAUAAAAGAUACUUCGUAGUUCUUGAUGACGUGUGGGAAACAGAUACAUGGGAGCAAAUAAGUAGAAUGGUUAAUGUUUUUCCAGAUGCAACUACUGGAAGUAGAAUUUUGUUAACCACAAGAAAGAAAGAUGUUGCGAAUCAUAUUCAAAUGCAGACUCAUGUUCAUGUUCUAAAGCACUUGGAUGAUGAGAAAAGCUGGGAACUUUUUAGUAGCAGAGCGUUACCAUCAUACAAAAGGUCCUCCAUAUGUGACGUCAAAGAGGUUGAAGAAUUAGGGAGAAAGCUUGCAAAGAAAUGUAAUGGAUUACCACUGGCCCUUGCAGUUCUGGGGGCUUAUCUAUCAAAGAAUCUAAAUUCAGAAGCAUGGUCUGAUAUGCUUUUGGAUUGGUCAUCAACCAAAAAUGGACAGAUGAUGCGAGCCAUAAUAGCUCGCAGUUACAAAGACCUCCCAAGUCAUUAUUUCAGAUCUUGUUUCCUCUAUUUUGCCGCUUUUUGUGAGGAUUCUGAAAUAGAUGUCUCAGACCUUAUUGAAAUAUGGAUAGCAGAAAGUUUGAUUCCGCAUAUGUUAAAGCAUACACCAGAACAAACAGCACGCAAGUAUGUGACUGAGUUGGCUCAAAGAAGCUUGGUCCAAGUUGUUUCCAGAAGCAGGGCACACGGCUGGAUUGAAACAAUAAGAAUUCAUGAUAUUCUACGUGACUGGUGUGUAGAAGAAGCAAGACAAGAUGGUUUUCUUAAUGCCAUUGACAAUACAACAAGAGUUGGCGCCUCAUCAUCUGAUACCAUGAUAUCUUAUCGUUAUUCUUUUCAAAACAUUACUGGUCAGAUAUUGCAAGCAACACCUAAUGCCCAAACUCUUGUUGGUUUUAGACUCUCGUCAGUGUCCCUGCCUAAGCUCAGAUUUCUGAGAGUAAUUCACAUUGAAAACUCGGACCUAAAGGAUUUCUGUGCAAUUGAUGGGUUCAUUCACCUAAGAUAUCUUAGGUUGAGAGCAUGUAGGCAUGUGGCACUUCCUACUUCAAUUGGAAAACUCCUUAACUUGGAAAAUUUAGAUUUAAGAAACACAUAUCUGAAGGAAGCAGUACCGAUGUCCCUCUGGCAUAUCUCUACUUUAAGGCAUGUUUACCUCAGUAACGUGUUCCCUCCACCAAGUAAUGUGCAGCAAAAAGAGUUGAUGACCUUAUGGUUAGAUCUUGGAUCUAUUGGAACUAAAUAUUUCGGGAAUGGCAUGGUGAAUUUUGUUGGCCAAAUGACUCAAUUGACAACCCUCUUCUUGUGCAUGAGCCUAGUCCCUGCAGAGAUGAUAAAUAUAUUUGUCAACAUGCCUCGACUAGUAGAUAUUUACCUCACCAGAUUCAGUGUGCUUGGUAAGUUGCCCGAGAGCCAUCACUUCCCACAAAGCCUACGACGUCUCCAUCUAUCUGCUGAUGUCAUUAACCAAGACCCAAUGCCGAUCCUGGAGAAGCUUCCCUUUCUUGUGGUGCUCAUUUUGAGAGGUUAUGAAGGUCGUACUAUGUCUUGCUCUGCCCAAGGCUUUCCUCGUCUACAAGAGUUAAAGCUUCGUAGUUUUUCCAUGGAGGAGUGGAGGAUGGAACUAGGGACAAUGCCAAAACUCUCUCACCUUGAACUUUGGUGGUGUCAAAAGAUAAGCGAGCUACCGGAGGGGUUGCUGCACCUUUCGUCCCUCAGUGUCCUGAAACUAUACGACGCAUCCCUGAUCUCUGAAGAUGACAACACACUGAAGGAGCUGCGGCGGAAAGCAUGUGGGACGUUGUUGAUGGAAAACUCUUAUGGUGAUUAUGCAUGCUGCUUAGUUUACGAGCAGUUGACAUGUCUUGGUAUUAUUUCCUAA
This is a messenger RNA of Triticum turgidum subsp. durum (durum wheat), 2658 nucleotides long. The record is from the annotation of a GenBank genome assembly. Lineage: Eukaryota; Viridiplantae; Streptophyta; Magnoliopsida; Poales; Poaceae.